CUUAUGCUUAGGGUAGUAGCGGGAAGUUCUGUAUUUUUCGGAGCUGGAAACUGAAGCAAACCGGAAAAUAUCCCAAAACCACAUCUUAUUUGUCAGCCCUUUAUAAUAGUCUGGCAAAGAUCUUUAUGAUAUAUAAGUGUUGUCAAACAUCUUUUUGACUUGAUCAGACUCUUUUCAUUAUACAUUGAACGUGAUCUCCCAGCUCAGUACAAAGUUAACCAGAUCAGUUGCCCACAAUGUCUGUUCAAAAAGCAAUUGUGGUCGUUUCCCCUCAAAAGGAAGGUCUGGUUUCCGAUCGCCCGAUUCCUGCUCUUCGUGAUGACUACAUUCUAGUCAAAACAGUCAGCGUAGCCUUGAACCCAACUGACUGGAAACACAUUGCAUAUGUCUCCCCAGUUGGUUCUCUUAUCGGCUGUGACUAUGCUGGUAUAGUCGAGGAGGUCGGAAAGGAUGUCAAGAAACCUUUCAAAAAGGGAGAUCGAAUUUGCGGUUUCGCGCAUGGAGGAAAUGCUAGCCAGCUUGAAGAUGGUGCUUUUGCAGAAUAUGUGGUAGUCAAGGGAGACGUUCAAAGUCACAUUCCCGAAAAUCUUAGCUUCCAAGAGGCAGCUACUCUAGGAGUCGGGAUUACCACGGUUGGCCAAGCGCUGUAUCAGAGUUUGAAGCUGGCUUUACCCACACAACCUAUCAGCAAGGAGAAGUCCGUUCAUCUGUUGAUUUACGGAGGCUCAACUGCAACAGGCUCUCUUGCCAUCCAAUUUGCAAAACUGUCAGGAUACACGGUUUUGACAACCUGCUCUCCCCGGAAUUUUGAUCUUGUUAAAAGUCUUGGAGCGGAUGCCGUUUUCGAUUACAAUGAUCCGAACGCAGCUGCUGAGAUUCGCAAGUACACCGAUGAUAAGCUAACUCUCGCGUUUGACACCAUUACUACCAGUGACUCUGCGAAAUUUUGUGGCGAAGCGUUGUCCUCUUCCCUGGUUGGAGACUGUACUCUUCUUGCUAACGUAAAUGUCGAGCGAGAGAACGUGAGAAGUCGUUGGACGCUAGGCUAUACUGCUUUAGGUGAAAGCUUUGAUUUCGGUCCCGUAAAAAUUGAGGCAAAACCUGAAGACAAGGAAUACGCAGCCAUAUUCUGGGAGCUUGCUACAAAGCUAUUAGGGGAGGGUAAGAUCAAGGUGCACCCUCCCAAGGUCAAUCCGGGAGGUCUGAAAGGGGUCUUGGAUGGACUACAAUUGUUGCGUGAUAAUAAAGUUAGUGGAGAGAAGCUCGUCUACAAUGUAGAUGAAACAGACUAGAUUUUGUUUGAAUUCUAGCGUUUGGAAAGUGAAACUAACUUCAAUUUCAUCUGCCAAAGAAACACAAAAGAUAAUCCUUCUCGUGGACCACCACUAUUAGGAAAGCUACAAAAACAGCGCCACUUAUAUGAUUAGAUACAAAUUAAUUCCUUUUAUUCU
This is a messenger RNA of Talaromyces proteolyticus, 1451 nucleotides long. Its product is annotated as zinc-binding oxidoreductase. NCBI's taxonomy places the organism in Eukaryota, Fungi, Ascomycota, Eurotiomycetes, Eurotiales, Trichocomaceae. The coding region runs from base 237 to 1292 and encodes 351 amino acids. Gene Ontology annotation, molecular function: oxidoreductase activity, acting on NAD(P)H. The record is from RefSeq and is a predicted model, not a curated record. The transcript has a single exon.